This is a messenger RNA of Drosophila ficusphila, 500 nucleotides long. RefSeq names its product U6 snRNA-associated Sm-like protein LSm7 (gene LSm7). The transcript has 2 exons. Gene Ontology annotation, cellular component: catalytic step 2 spliceosome; spliceosomal tri-snRNP complex; U12-type spliceosomal complex. NCBI's taxonomy places the organism in Eukaryota, Metazoa, Arthropoda, Insecta, Diptera, Drosophilidae. Gene Ontology annotation, biological process: mRNA splicing, via spliceosome; nuclear-transcribed mRNA catabolic process. Gene Ontology annotation, molecular function: RNA binding. The coding region runs from base 96 to 428 and encodes 110 amino acids. The record is from RefSeq and is a predicted model, not a curated record.
CAUUGCUAUUAAUGUUCAAAACUUUUGUGGUAAUUUUUAGCAAUCUAAAAAACGGUCACUUCUAUUCAGCCGGCGUUUAACAACAAAAAAAUAUAAUGGCAGAUAAAAAGAUGGGCGGUAACAAUGACGGCAAGGAGAAGCGCCGCAAGGAGUCGAUCCUGGACCUGUCCAAGUAUCUUGAAAAACAGAUCCGCGUGAAGUUUGCGGGCGGCCGCGAGGCAUCCGGAAUUCUCAAAGGCUACGAUGCGCUUCUUAAUCUGGUGCUGGACAACACUGUGGAGUAUCUAAGGGACUCCGAUGAGCCCUACAAACUAACCGAAGACUCCACGCGCAGUCUGGGAUUGGUCGUGUGUCGAGGCACAGCUUUGGUCCUCAUAUGUCCACAGGACGGAGUCGAGAGCAUCGCCAAUCCUUUUAUAACGCAAUAAUUGGAGGUUCCAGGUCUAGACUAAGUACAAAGCGUUUGUGGAAAUCAUUUAAAUAUAUUUAGCGGAGACAUA